GCACGAACACUACCAAACUCAGAGCGACGUUUCCUUCCGCCGCCAUCCUCAUCCCAGAGCCAGAAAGCGACUCAUACCUGCACUAAAACAUGAGCUUCACAGUGGAAGAGAGGGGCAACCCGAACUCUCUGAGCUACCGCUUGUUCUUCAAAAAUGCUGAAGGAAAGUACAUCUCACCAUUCCAUGACAUACCAAUGUAUGCUGAUGAGAGCCAGAACAUCUUUCACAUGGUUGUUGAAGUACCAAGAUGGACAAAUGCAAAGAUGGAGAUUGCUACAAAAGACCUCCUGAACCCAAUAAAACAAGAUGUGAAGAAGGGCAAAUUGCGUUAUGUUGCCAAUGUGUUCCCACAUAAAGGCUACAUAUGGAACUAUGGAGCCGUACCUCAGACAUGGGAAGAUCCAGCACACAAAGACGGAGACACCGGCUGCUGUGGUGACAAUGACCCCAUUGAUGUCUGUGAAAUUGGCACUAAGGUGUGUUCCCGCGGAGAGGUCAUAAAAGUGAAGGCUCUCGGGAUCCUGGCCAUGAUUGAUGAGGGUGAGACUGAUUGGAAAGUGAUUGCAAUCAAUGUGGAGGACCCUGAAGCCAGCAACUUCAACAACAUCAGUGAUGUCCAGCGCCUGAAACCUGGCUAUCUGGAGGCCACAGUCGACUGGUUCAGGAGGUACAAAGUGCCAGAUGGGAAACCAGAGAACCGAUUUGCUUUCAAUGAUGAGUUCAAAGAUAAGGAUUUUGCCAUUGAAGUAAUCAAGAGCACUCACAACUUCUGGAAAGACCUCAUGUCCCAAAAGACCAAGUCUGGUGAACUGAACUGCAAAAACACAUGUGUCUCAGCUGGCGACAGCCCCUACUGCUGCUCAGCGGAGGAGGCUAAAACUGCUGUUGGUGAGACAUGUCCUUGUGGAAAAGAAGAACCUUUACCCUCAUCAGUUGAUCAAUGGUUCUACUAUGAGAGGAAGUAAGCCAUCAGCUGGUUGGAUUGGAGCAGAGUGAAAGGUUCAUCGUCUCUCAAUGCUUGAAGAUGUGUCAUAUUAGGAACCGAUGGGAUGGGGAUGUAGCAGGUUUUGUCAGGGUCAGCUGUUUUACUGUAGAUGGAGACAUAGUGGAUAGAAACUGUAAAGAAGAAGAAAAGUCACAAAGUGCUCAUGUCUUGACCAAUGAUUUUCCACUUAAUUAACAAAGAUCUCAUUGGAGAUGUGCUGUCAAAAAGUACAGGUGCUGUGCCUCGUUGUUCCCUGUAUGAUACUCUGAACUGCUUUAAUAAAGCUUCACUGGUUAAAUUAUCA
Molecule: messenger RNA, 1289 nt
Organism: Scomber japonicus (chub mackerel)
Lineage: Eukaryota; Metazoa; Chordata; Actinopteri; Scombriformes; Scombridae
Gene: ppa1b
Product: inorganic pyrophosphatase 1b
Exons: 11
Coding region: 90-965 (291 amino acids)
Biological process (GO): phosphate-containing compound metabolic process
Cellular component (GO): cytoplasm
Molecular function (GO): inorganic diphosphate phosphatase activity; magnesium ion binding
Source: RefSeq, a predicted model, not a curated record